CGGCAGCCUGCGCGACUUAGGACCUGCAAUAACGCUAUCUUUGCUCCUGGCCGGACUCUAAGGCUCAGUUUCUCGGCGCUGCGCUGCGGCGCGUAGCCCUUAUCGCAAGCGAACGGUCGCGUCAAGACUGAUAAGUCUGCGAGAUGGCAGCCGAUUUUGGUCCUUACGGCCGGAAAUCUCUCCGGAUUGGAGCGGCGGGAAGCCGUCCGUCCGUCUGAGGUUGCCACUCGUCGCCGCCGACGGACACGCCGCGUCGCCGCCGUCGGUCCGCCGCCGCCGGAGACGAGCGGCCGCCAUGAAGGAGCCGGCAGCGGCCGUGCUCGGCUCCGCGGCCAGCGCGUUCCGCGUGGUGACUCCUCGAGACAAGCCGGACGCGGGCCGCGAUGAGGCGCCGGCCGGCCCGUUCGGCUCUCUGCACCAGACGCCGCCAUCUUUGGCAGAGCGACGUCUCGAGGAGCAGCUACGGUCCACAUCGAUCUCGCUCGGGCCGGCCGCCGAGGCCGCCCAUCUCAGCAUGACAAAACUGGGCGGGCCGCUGGACUCUCUGUACCGGUACCCGCUGGAGGCGCCGCUGCCGUUCCGCGCCGGCUGGCCGCUGCUGCCGCCGCUCUGCUGGUCGCUGCCGCCGUACGGCCUGACACCGGCCCCGCCGCGCUCCGGAUCCCCGUCCACCAGCGCCGGGGGCAGGUCGGCCUCGGACGGCGAGGAGCCGCCCCCGCCGCCGCUGGUACCGCCCCCGCCCCCGCCGCCGCCACUGCCGCCGCCGGUGUGCUCGGCCGCAGGGAGGUCCCCGGCGGAGGAGCCGCUGAAGCUGUCCCCUCUGACGCCGAUGACCAGCGCCGGCCGGUCGCCGUCCUACCUGUCCCCGCCUCACUCGGCGCUGGCCGGCCGGUCCUCUCCAAUGGACCCGCUGAAGCCGGCUCCUCUGGAGGCGCGGCCGACCACCAAACUACCCCAACCCUACCUGCCUCCCCCGCGCUCCCUGCUGCCACCACUGGCGUGGCUGCACCCUCUGUUACUGCGGGACAAAGAGGAGCAGGAGCGGCUGAGGAGCUACCUGCUGCAGCCGCCGCCGCCGCUCUACCCGCCGAUCUCGGUCGGCGAGCGGCCCCUCGACCUGGAGAGGUCGCUGGGCCCGGCGCUGCUGCCGCCCAAGCCGCCGCCGGAGCCGCUGAUGUACGACCCGUGGAGGUCGGCGCUGCCGCCGCCCUCCGGCCCGCUGCGGCCCCUCAUCGGCGAGCUCUUCAGCUGCGCAAAGUGCCAGAAGAUGUUCAGCACGCCGCACGGCCUGGAGGUGCACGCCCGCAGGAGUCACAACGGCAAGAGGCCCUUCUCCUGCGACCACUGCAGCAAGACGUUCGGCCACGAGGUCAGCUUGUCGCAGCAUAGAGCGGUGCAUUCGGUGGAGAAGGUCUUCGAAUGCAAACAGUGCGGGAAGCAGUUCAAGCGUUCCUCGACGCUGUCGACGCACCUUCUAAUUCACUCAGAUACCCGGCCAUACCCGUGCCAGUACUGCGGCAAGCGCUUCCACCAGAAGUCCGACAUGAAGAAGCACACCUACAUCCACACCGGCGAGCGGCCACACAAGUGUAAAGUCUGCGGCAAGGCCUUCUCCCAGUCGUCAAACCUCAUCACCCACUCGAGGAAACAUACUGGGUUCAAGCCGUUCUCGUGUGAGCUCUGCAGUCGCGCGUUCCAGCGCAAGGUCGACCUGCGGCGCCACAAGGAGACUCAGCACACAGAGCCCCAGCAGGGCUACCCGCUGACCGGCCUGGCGCCGCCCACCGGCCUGCUGUCGCCCCCCGACCCGGCGACCUCCGUGGCCGAGUUGCCAACCCCUGCACCCCUGCCGGCGCCGCCCCCGCAGGACCGGCAGACGGAACUGGUCCAACUGCCCCCGCCCGCGCCACGGCAGGAGGCGCAGACGGGACCGGCCCAGCCACCCCCUCCGCCGUCUCAGCAGACCUCGCAGCAGCAGCAGCAGCAGCAGCAACAGCAGCACCAGCAGCAGCAGCAGCAGCAGCAGCAGCAGCACCAGCAGCAGCAGCACCAGCACCAGCACCAGCAGCAGCAGCAGCAGCCGUCUGCUGACGUUGAGAUGGCCAGUGGCCAGGUGGCCAUCAAUGUCGCUCCUCCGUAGGUUGUAUAGUUUAGCUGGACACUACUAGAAAGUGGAUGAAUGAGGAGAUAACAUGAGAUCAGACUGCGCGGUUUCGACGAAGGACUCAAUAUUGAAGCUUUCGACGUGCCAUCGUGUUGCGGUGGUUGAGUGUAUUUAUCUUUUGAACUUCCUGGCUACUACUUCCCAUAGGCCGGGCACUGUGCGAUUGCGCGACAAUGCAGGCCUACCAUUGAAAGCAUGGAGGCUUGCCCGUAUUAUAUUUGUGCAAUAAUGACUGAUUGGAGAAUGAGCAAGCGAGAAAGAACUGUUGUCUGUAGUUUUCAUAUCAUCUGCAGUUCAUGCAUCCCAUAACAUGUGUCCCCGUAAUUCCAUCUAGCUCUAGCUUUGCUUGGGCACCAAAAUAGCAUGCUGCAUAGCUUUAGAUGGUUAUUGCCGUCAAUCGGCACAGGGUUCCGAGUAAUAAAUGCCCCAUUUCGUCA
Molecule: messenger RNA, 2601 nt
Organism: Amphibalanus amphitrite
Lineage: Eukaryota; Metazoa; Arthropoda; Thecostraca; Balanomorpha; Balanidae
Product: zinc finger protein 628-like
Exons: 6
Coding region: 296-2140 (614 amino acids)
Biological process (GO): regulation of transcription by RNA polymerase II
Molecular function (GO): RNA polymerase II cis-regulatory region sequence-specific DNA binding; DNA-binding transcription factor activity
Source: RefSeq, a predicted model, not a curated record